AUGGAUGACGAUAAGGUUACAUGUUUGACAUUUAUUGACUUUAAAAAGGCUUUCGACCUUAUAAAUCACAAAACUCUGCUGAAAGAGCUUGCAAUUUAUGGGGUAGACGGAUCAUCAAUUGCCUGGUUUACAUCGUAUCUAUCCGACAGAAAACAGUUUGUUAAAUUAAAUGAAUGUGUAUCCACUUGUCAAGUGGUAUCACAAGGAGUACCGCAAGGAUCGAUCCUCGGACCGGUGUUGUUCAUUACAUUUAUACACGAUAUGCCUCUUCAUAUGCCUGACCCAAAUGUAGAAAUUUAUGCCGAUGACACAACUUUAAGAAGUGCAAGUAUCGACCAAUUGCCUGUUUUAACUCGAAUGAUAAACCAAGAUUUGAUCUGCUUAGAGAGAUGGUGUAAUGAAAAUGGCAUGGUUAUAAACACGUCAAAAACAAAGUCAAUGUUAAUCGCUGGUAAACGCAUUCGAAAUAACACCAGCACCUUUUCCAUCUCUAUAGAUGCUAAACUAAAUGACGCUGUAACUGAACAAGUACUCAGUUACAAACUACUCGGUGUUAGCUUGGAUCAAGACCUGUCGUUUACCACCCAAAUCCAUGAGCUAUGCAAGAAGUUAUCGAAACGUGUUGGUCUUCUUCGCCAUAUAUGUCCAUAUUUGAAACAAAAACAACGUGAGAUAUAUUACUCUGCAAUAAUCAAACCUGUUUUACUCUAUGGUAGUAUUGUAUGGUGCUCCUGCAAACAAGAUGACCUGAUGAGUGCUCAAAUUGCAAAAACGAGCUGCAAGAGUAAUAUUGGAUGCUGA
This is a messenger RNA of Paramuricea clavata, 801 nucleotides long. The record is from the annotation of a GenBank genome assembly. Lineage: Eukaryota; Metazoa; Cnidaria; Anthozoa; Malacalcyonacea; Plexauridae.